CUGGCAUAGCCAUAGUGGCGAAUGAAAGGGAAAAAAUACUUACUCUCUCCGUAUUAACCUGCGAUGUCGAGUUGAUUUUUAAUUCCCGGUGCACGCUCGAAGCUCCAUUUUUUUAAAACGGACCAGAGCGCUGAAUAUGGCCAGCAAAGUAUGGCAUACAGAAUUGUGGAAGUCAUGGGAUAAGCAUGGGAAAAAUGAUUUCCUCAAGCUAAUCAAGCACAAAUUUAAGGAAGGCAACACACCAGAAUGGAGACGCGGAUUAUACGAAUUAAUAUCAAAUGGAAUCCAUGGAAACGUAAAAAAGGACAUUGUAGUUCAGACAUUAGGUGAACUUACGAGUUUUGAUGGUUCUAUACCAUCUGCAAUAGUGGACAUAUUUACUUUAAUUGAUGCAGAAGCUCAUAAUGAAGAAAGGAGUAACUUUUAUUAUAUUGUGAAAGAGUCUGAGAAGUUUUUGACCGAUAGAAUAUUGAAAGAACGUUUAGAGAUUGAAACUUUACAAGAUGUAGGCACAUUGAAAAACAAAAAUUUUCAAACCAAGUUUAUAAAAGUAAAAACCAAGUUGUAUUAUAAACAAAGGAAAUUUAAUUUAUUUCGUGAAGAGAGUGAGGGCUAUUCCAAGCUCAUUGUAGAAUUAAAUCAAGAGCGUCCAGACAGUGAGGUGGCGUCGACAUUGGAAAUUGUUAAAUCUCUUAUUGGUUAUUUCAAUCUUGAUCCUAAUAGAGUACUCGAUAUCUUAUUAGAAACCUUUGAAAACCGACCACAAGAUGAUGCUCUAUUUAUUCCCUUAAUACGUUCAUACAUGAGCGAUCAGCAGGUACUUUGUGAAGUGUUAGGAUUCAAAUACUGCUCCACCAUAAACGCUACGCCGUUCUCGCUGCAGAAGGUUACCGCGUUAAUGCUGCAGCAUGGUGUGAUUAAACUGGAUGAUAUAUUACCUUGGCUAGUGCCAGACGAUAAAAUUAUUAUAUCAGAUCACGAGCAGGUAAUGAAGCAGGCCAAGGAAUACGUGCGGAAAUUGAGCGUGAUCUCAACAAAAGACAAAGAGGACAUUGUAGAAGAGAAGGAAAACGCACAAGACAAAUAUGCAAGCAAUCAAAAAUUUGGAUUAUGUGAAGCGCUUUUGGAAGUUGGAGCUUGGGAAGUGGCACAAAGUUUAUUCAAUCGCUUGCCGGAUUAUUGUUUUACAGAUCAACGUCCCAUAGCACUAGCAUUGUGUAAAAUGAUUCAGGCUCUUGUUGAAUCCGUAUACAGAAAGGCCGCCGAAGAAAUGACGUCUGAUCAACUCGAUGCUAUGGCAGGCGGAGAUCUGUUAAAAAAUGAGGCCGGUUACUUUAGUCAAGUCCGCAACACAAAGAAAUCUUCACAGCGUUUGAAGGAAACUCUCGCCGAGCAAGACCUCGCAGUUACUCUGUGCCUGUUAAUGGCGCAACAGAAACAUUGCGUUGUUUACAGAGAGACGGAUAAAUCUCAUUUAAAACUCGUUGGCAAGUUGUACGAUCAAUGCCAGGAUACGCUCGUGCAAUUUGGGACUUUCUUGGGUUCGACUAUGACAGUAGACGAGUAUGUGGAGCGACUACCGUCGAUCCAUUCUAUGCUUCAGGACAAUCACAUACAUGCAGACGUCGCAUUUUUUUUGGCACGGCCAAUGUUUGCGCAUGCCAUAAAUAUAAAAUAUGACGCUCUCCGUAAAGCUGAUCCGAAUUAUAAGAAAAUGUCCACGGCUAUGAAGCAAUUAAAAUACGCGGAAGCUGCGCAAACCGUUAUGGCACCUGUUGCUCAGUCUGUCAGACCGUUGCACCCUUUAAAAGUUUGGGAGGAUAUAUCGCCGCAAUUCUUAGUUACGUUUUGGUCUCUGUCGAUGUAUGAUUUAUACGUACCGGUGGAGAGCUAUCAAAGAGAAGUCGGCAAGUUGAAGCAACUUGCAGUUCAAACUGUUGAUUCCAAAGAUAUGAAUAUAAGUAAAGGAAAGAAGGAACAAGAAAGAUAUACCACUCUUAUUGAAAAGCUACAGGACGAAAAAAGGAAACAAGAAGAACAUGUCGAAAAAGUUUUUGCAUACCUGAGACAAGAAAAGGAUACAUGGUUUUUGUCACGAAGCGCUAAAUCGGCGAAAAACGAAACGAUAACACAGUUUCUACAGUUGUGCCUAUUCCCGCGGUGUACAUUUACAACUGUAGAUGCCAUGUACUGUGCGAAAUUUGUACAUCCCAUCCACUCCCUGAAGACUGCAAAUUUUUCAACUCUGCUUUGUUAUGAUCGUCUUUUCUGUGAUAUUACAUAUUCAGUUACUUCAUGCACAGAGAAUGAAGCAAAUCGAUAUGGCAGAUUUUUAUGCGCCAUGCUGGAAACUGUGAUGAGAUGGCAUUCCGAAAAAGCCAUAUUUGAUAAAGAAUGCAGUAAUUAUCCUGGUUUCGUGACCAAGUUUCGUGUAAGCAAUCAAUUUUCUGAAGCGAAUGAUAUGGUCGGAUUUGAAAAUUAUAGACAUGUGUGUCACAAGUGGCACUAUAAAAUCACAAAGGCUAUUGUAGUGUGUCUAGAUUCGAAGGAUUAUGUGCAAAUAAGGAAUUCUUUAAUAAUAUUGAUCAAGAUAUUGCCUCAUUUUCCUGUUUUGGCGAAACUCUCUCAGAUCCUCGAACGUAAAGUAGAGAAAGUAAGAGAGGAAGAACGUGGUCAACGUCAAGAUUUGCACGUCUUAGGCGCAGCUGCUAAAACACAAGACACAACGAAUAAUGAAACAAGUGAAAAAGUCAGCAAUGGAGUAACGGUGAAAGAAAAUAAUAAUGGAGAUACUCGGUCAGAAAAGGAAAACAAGGAACAACGAGAAAAACGAAGUUCCUCCAGUCAAACGCAUCAUGAAAACUCUGAAAAGUUUAGAAAGAAAGAAGACAGUAAGGAUGUUUCAGAAGUAAAAGAAAAAUAUGUAAAAAAAGAAGAAAUAAAAGAUGAUGAGGGAUUAGAUAAAAAGGAUCGCAAAUAUUAUAAGGAAGAGCACUAUUAUAGCAGUAGUGUAGACAAUUUAGACCGGGAUCUUUCAAGUGUGUCAAAUAGCAGUGCUAGUUCAGGUCCCAUACAAGAAGGUCCUGAAAGAGUUUCAGAUGUAAAAAGAAGAAAAAUAGAGAGCACUCAAAAGGUACCUAUAUUUCUUGAUAAGAAAGAACGUUCCAGUAAAGGAAAAGCACGUGAUGAACAGAAAGAGCUGCGUAGAGAAAAGAAACAGGGUCGGAAAAGGGAUCGGGCAGAGGAAUCCAUAGCAACUACUGAACAGAAACGGAGAAAAGAUGAUGAAAGAGCCAAAAGUACGCAUCAAAACGGUGACAUUCCUGAACAUAGAGAAAAGCAUCAUUACAGUAAGGAAAAAUCUCCAUACUCAAAGGAUCGUCCUCAUGAACGCGAAGGACGUGAAAGUCGUGAUAAACACAGAAGGAGUUCAGAUCCGAAACGAAGAUGAUGUACAACAACGGAAAGGAGCUCGACUUAACAUUUUCUAUGCUAUGAUUUGAUGUUGCAUGUAAUAAACGUAGAAUUCAAAAUAAAGCAAAAGGAUAAUCAAUAA
Acromyrmex echinatior (Panamanian leafcutter ant) is the source of this 3556-nucleotide messenger RNA. It is a transcript of the gene tho2, whose product is annotated as THO complex subunit 2-like protein. Gene Ontology annotation, molecular function: mRNA binding. Gene Ontology annotation, cellular component: THO complex part of transcription export complex. Gene Ontology annotation, biological process: mRNA processing; mRNA export from nucleus. The record is from RefSeq and is a predicted model, not a curated record. NCBI's taxonomy places the organism in Eukaryota, Metazoa, Arthropoda, Insecta, Hymenoptera, Formicidae.